GUUUAGGGAUCUUAUCUCUUAUCGAUUCGCGGCAGCUUUCUCAUAAAGAGGCGCGGGGACAUUCUUUGCGGGUCAUCUCAAGCUCAAAGGCCAAUCAGGGCUAAGGUUGAGGCGCAACCAGCUACUGCCUACCAAACGGUGCGCUUGCUUAGGUUUGGUAACUAAGCAAGCUAAGGUACCUAGGUUACCUGAGGUACUUACCUACCUUACUCGAAGCUUUAGUCUUCCAGCUGAGCCAAGAAAGCUUCAAAUCCAUUUGUUGGCAUUACUGUGCAACGACAUCAUUCGGUUACUUUGACACCGCGCGCCAUACUUGUUGGCCAAGAAGCUCAGUGACCAUCCCCUCGCCCAGCUUCGCACACAAACCACAAGCUCCUACCGGGGAGACAGCUUCAAGAUGAGUGGAGGGUGGAAUACCAUCGAGUCCGAUGCGGGCGUCUUCACAUACCUCCUCGAAGAGCUCGGUGUCAAGGGCGUCCAGUUCGAGGAGCUCCUGACCCUCGAGCCUGAAUCCCUGGCCUCGCUCCACCCCGUCUACGGCGUCAUCUUUCUCUUCAAGUACCCGACCGACCAACCGUACCGCGCCGAGAAACCCCUCGAUGGCGACUUUGACCACGACGCUGCCGACGACGGCAGCCUCUUCUUCGCGAGCCAGACCAUCCAGAACGCGUGCGGCACUCAGGCCCUGCUCUCAGUCUUACUCAACCGGACCGCCGACGUCGAGGUCGGCCCUGCCCUGUCGGACUUUAGGGAGUUCACCAUGCCCUUGCCCGCCGAGUUCCGCGGCGAAGCCCUGUCCAACUCGGACCUGAUCCGCAGCGUCCACAACAGCUUCGCGCGCUCCUCGCCCUUUGCCGACGAGACCAGCCGGCCCGCCGACGCCGACUCGGAGGACGCCUUCCAUUUCAUUGCCUACACCGCCGCGGGCGGCCGCCUCUGGGAGCUCGACGGCCUGCAGCCCGCACCCAUCAGCCACGGACCCUGCGACAGCACCGACGGCGAGGACUUUGCUAACAAGGUCAUGGCCGUGCUGCAGCGCCGCAUGCAGCGCUACGAAUCCUCCGAGAUCCGCUUCAACCUGCUCGCCAUGUGCCGGGACCUGCGCCUGCGCGCCGCCGAGCUGGGCGACGUCGAGGCCGCGGAGCGUGAGCGGAGGAAGCGCCGCGAGUGGCGGUUCGAGAACGGCCUGCGCAGACACAACUUUGUAGGCUUCGCCGGUGAGGUUCUGCGCGGCGUCGUGGCCGCCAAGGUCAACGAAGGCGGUGGCGAGGCCUAUGAUAAGUGGGUCGAGCAGGCGAAGCAGAAGAUGAUGAAGAGGAUAGGGGACAGGUCCGAGAGGAAGAGGAGUGCCGCUGGCGGAGGCGACGUUGAGAUGGCUGGUUGAAAACCAAGGUCAGAUUGGAGUUUUAGGUGAUUCUGGGUUUCUUCUCUUUUUAUUAUCACUAUGAAGCAUGAUAGAACAGCAAAGGGGCGGCUUAAAGGAUACCCAACAAAUGUGCUCUGCUUCCCCGCGGGGAUAACGGUACAUUGCCCCUGUUCAGGUGAGGGAGUACGCAAGGGGCUGCGGAAUGGCUUGCCACUUUCCCGGGAUUGUUCCUCUUCUGAUGGUGCAGAAUCCUGCAUUGACAGAAUGCCACAACGGCCAGUGCAGUGCCCGAAAUGGCGUAUUUUUUCUUCGGACCCCCGAAACUGAAAUUCAAAAUGUAGGGGAUACACAUGGACGAAUCCUGUGGCCAGGACAAGGAAUCUUUUGCCCCCUCGGACUGCUGUGUGUACCGAGAAAGCAAUACCACCUACCUAGCGUGUGGGAGGAUCUGGUGGCUGAUGGCCAAGACUGAGACGAAAGCCUUUUGGGCGACAAAACAAGUCACAAUUCAUCAUGCAUCAUCGAAGUAAGAGGUAAAGAGAGAAAGAGAGAGAAGUGAGUUGAAGAUAUUCUUUUGGUAGUGUAUCAGGUAUCAAGUGAGGUCAUUACACAUAAAUAGCAAACAACAAAGAUUAUCUUCCAAGUACA
Molecule: messenger RNA, 2014 nt
Organism: Pyricularia oryzae 70-15
Lineage: Eukaryota; Fungi; Ascomycota; Sordariomycetes; Magnaporthales; Pyriculariaceae
Product: ubiquitin carboxyl-terminal hydrolase 2
Exons: 3
Coding region: 398-1384 (328 amino acids)
Biological process (GO): protein deubiquitination; ubiquitin-dependent protein catabolic process
Cellular component (GO): cytoplasm
Molecular function (GO): cysteine-type deubiquitinase activity
Source: RefSeq, a predicted model, not a curated record